CAUUCUUCCCCAGAGCAUCGGAAUCCACAACAAAUCGGACUACAGUGUAUCGCAAACGGAGAGGGCGGAGGCUGUACUAUGUGUAGUGUUUACGAGGAGUGCGGCGACAGCAAAAUUCUUCCAGGCCAGCGCACGCAGCUUUCACAAACUUGAGCGAUCGCAUGAUCAGUAUCGUCACGGUUUUGUUAUACCUCUGCUGGAUGAAGGAUAGAUCUGCUGAACCCCAACAGAAAUCUACAAAUCUAACAGAGGCCUUGCCAAAGGAAGAACUAUAUUCCGCGCAGUUUAUUCGCACAUGUUGGGCUGCUGUACGCGGGGACUCGACCGGUCACAGCUUGCUCAGGGAACCCCUUGUUCGUUAUGCGGAAAGGAUGCUUCAAUCGCAAACCCAACUGCCAAAGUAUACUACUAGUGUGUAAACAUAAGGACGGUAAUAAACAUGAAACGACGACGACGACGACGACCUAUUCCGUGUCUCAGGCCUAUUUGUGAGGUGAUAUUCCUGUUGCUCCAAUCCAUCGCCAAACCACAAUCUCCUCACCAUUCAGUUCCUGCACGUUCACUCGGAU
Molecule: messenger RNA, 569 nt
Organism: Cantharellus anzutake
Lineage: Eukaryota; Fungi; Basidiomycota; Agaricomycetes; Cantharellales; Hydnaceae
Exons: 2
Coding region: 162-419 (85 amino acids)
Source: RefSeq, a predicted model, not a curated record